GGAAACAGUUUAAAUAAACGCUGAUAAACUGAUAUCUGAAUGUAGAUAUGACGAUUAGUUUAUCAGAAGCACAUGGAGAACACAGCAGAAUGAAACGUGCCCACAUGUAAUGGCAGGCUAUAAAAUCCAGAGGGGUUUGGUUUCUCCUCACGGAACUAGGUAAGACGCUCAGUCCUCGCUUUCAGAACUUUAACAAGUGACACUUAGAUGCUGAGCGAUGAACAUUUUGUUAAAUUUCAGGAGCGCUGUGUUUGCCACCAUGAAGUCGUCGUCUCUCGUCCUCUGUGCCCUCCUGGGCGUUGUCUUCUCUGUCAGGGCUGCAGCAGUGCCUCUUCCUCUAGAGGUCGUCAGUGUUACGACCACGAGAACUCCUGCAUGGAGGACGAUUUACGACCUCACCACCCCAAUGCUGACCACAACUCCAACUACAACAACCACAGUUACAUGUUGCAUGACUACAUCUCCGCCUCCACAAACAACAACACUGCCACCAACGCCAACAACAACGGCGACAACAACAACAACAACAAGCACCACCCCAGUUACAAGUUGUAUGUCGUCUCCACUGACAACCACAACACCACCACCAACAACGAUGAUCUUUACAACGACGGCUAAAGCAACACCACCAAAAUGAGUUGAGUUGGCACCAGUUUUGACUAGGGAAUCAUCUCGCUCCAUGAACCAGAUGUGUCCUGAAGGAUGGGAGGUGUUCCAGGGACGUUGCUACUACUUUGAGAAUGAGGACAUGACGUGGCCUCAGGCUCAGUCAAACUGUGCCAUGAUGGGGUCCACACUGGUGUCCGUCCACAGCCCUCAGGAAUACAGUUUCCUCCAGCAGCUCACCAAUAGGGCCGGCAACCAAAAAGCUUGGGUGGGCGGCUUCUACCUGCAGGAUCAGUGGUUAUGGAUUGAUGGUUCCUGGUUCUACGACAACAACUGGAACAACGAGUCCCCGAACCCUUACCCCAGUGAAAACCCCUGCCUAAUGCUCAAUUCUAAUGAAGCAUGGACUAAUACCCUAUGUGACGCUGGUGGCUUCGCCUCCAUCUGUGCAAAGAGCUCCAACAUCUCGUCCAGAGUGGUUUGUCCUGACGGCUGGACGGGGUUCCAUGGCCGCUGCUAUUACUUCAACCGCAGCCCUCUGACCUGGUCCAAAGCUGAUGCUUUCUGCGCUGAUCUCGAGUCCAGCCUGGUGUCAGUCCACACUCUUGAGGAGUAUUCCUUCCUCUAUCGACAAAUCUCCAACGCAGCCUGGCUCGGUGGAUUCUACCUUGAGGGUCAGUGGAUUUGGCUCGAUUGGCUCCUGGUUUUAUCAGGGAUUUUUUAGCCAGAUGUCUCCAGUCAGCGCCAAUCCAUGUUUUUCAACAUUCAACUCAGGCGGCUGGAGUAAUUAUCCCUGUGUUGAGACCCUUACUUCAUUUUGUGUGAAGAAUGCAGCUGUGUGAACUGCACAAUAAAUCCACACAGGAUGGAUUAAAGCAAAUUUUCAAAUAAAUCAGAGAGUUGUUUAUCA
Messenger RNA from Mugil cephalus (flathead mullet), 1516 nucleotides. Its product is annotated as type-2 ice-structuring protein-like. The transcript is spliced from 9 exons. Lineage: Eukaryota; Metazoa; Chordata; Actinopteri; Mugiliformes; Mugilidae. The record is from RefSeq and is a predicted model, not a curated record. Bases 680 to 1330 code for a protein of 216 amino acids.